This is a messenger RNA of Adineta ricciae, 1119 nucleotides long. NCBI's taxonomy places the organism in Eukaryota, Metazoa, Rotifera, Eurotatoria, Adinetida, Adinetidae. The record is from the annotation of a GenBank genome assembly.
AUGUCAUACAACGCGGCGACGAAGAAGAAGAACAGCUGGAAACUUUUCCCUAAAGUAGAUAGACAGCAAGAGCAGGCUGCUACGAUCGAUACUACAAAAGAAAAUAUCAAUGCUUUGGAAAUACCAUUUGGGGUUCGUAUGGCGAAUAAUUCUUAUACUUGUCCAAUGCUUGCGAUUCAUCUCCACACCCAGAAACAGUUCAGCAAUGGUCGCACGUUGAUUGAUCGGGAAAUUUUGACGGAUAAGAAGAACGAAGAAGCGAUAUUUAUAGGUAAUCGCCGGCUGAAAGAAGAAGCUGAAGCUCAUGCUGUAGAGGAAGUAACUAUGAUUCCACUUGAUGAUGUGAUGAAUAUCACUUAUGCAUCGGAUAUUUCAAAAAAGAUCCAAGCGGAAGUCCAGGAGGAUAUCGAAAUAAUACCUGAUUCCAGUAAUAGUUGCUGGAAGUCAACUCGUAAAACAGCAGUGGUGCCUUACGUAAAAGAAGGAACAGAUUCCAUGCUUUCAAAUCGAAAUGUAACUCGUUCACCAGAUGAAAUCCUUGUAUCUAAGAAUCGAGUCGAUGGGAUUUUUUGUCGCAAGAAGAAGAAACAGAAUCGGCUUCGAAAACAAACGAAAAUUACCGAUCACCAAAUUGAACGAACAAUCAUCAUGGUCAUCGAAUAUAGUAAACACAAUUAUACUGGCACACCUACGGAUACACAGUAUCUUAGUAAUGGGGGAAGAUGCUGCUCCAUAGCUGAACUGAGAUUUUACCUAAUGAAAGAUACGAAAACUGAUCCGAAACAAUUCGAUUUGACAAAAAGAUACGCCGAAACUUUAUGUCGAACAGUAAUGCAGAUAAAAGGAAUGAAACACAAUUAUCCGUCGAAUAGUGAAUUGCAAACGCUUCUUACACUCAAUCAUUUAGGCACAUUUGGGUAUGUUUACAACGAACCAUCUAUACAAGUUUCGACAGGACUGGUAUUACCCGGGACAACUGAUCCUCAGUAUCAACAAUUUCAUUUCGUACCACACAAUUCUGGACAAUACUAUCAACGAAAAAUGCCAUAUCAGCAAAUAUGCUAUCCAGUUCUAACUCCACGCGUUGUAGGAACUUCGCCAUUCUUACGUCAACAAUAA